Diachasma alloeum is the source of this 1591-nucleotide messenger RNA. Its product is annotated as STAM-binding protein-like A. Gene Ontology annotation, cellular component: membrane; endosome. Bases 173 to 1315 code for a protein of 380 amino acids. Gene Ontology annotation, biological process: protein K63-linked deubiquitination. Lineage: Eukaryota; Metazoa; Arthropoda; Insecta; Hymenoptera; Braconidae. The record is from RefSeq and is a predicted model, not a curated record. The transcript is spliced from 7 exons. Gene Ontology annotation, molecular function: protein binding; K63-linked deubiquitinase activity; metal-dependent deubiquitinase activity.
GUUAGUGGCUCUGUGGUUCGCAGCUAGUUUCAGUCUUACCUUUUUUAUUAUGACUCAUAAAGGGACAAAAUCAUAAUUGUAUAGGAUUUAUUUUUGAUGACAAUUGAAUUUAUGCAGUACAAAAACUUAAACAUUCCACUUUACAAGGAGUCAUCUGGAUCAGUAAGCAAAUAUGAACAAAGAAAGAGACAAGUCUGCAAGUACAAAACCUAUUUCAAAAGAAGAUGUAUCUAUCACCGAUCCAGUGGGUCGUUUAAAAUCCUUCACUGACUCUCACUCCGCCGUUGAAAUCAACCCGGAUUAUGCUGCAAUAAGGUACUAUCGAACAGGAAUUGAAAUGAAUAGAAUGGCAGCAGUGUACUUGAAAGAAGGCAGCCUGGAAUCCGCAUAUGGAUUAUAUAUGAAAUUCUUAACUUUAUUCUUAGAAAAAAUUAUGCAUCAUCCGCAGUAUAAUAUGGUGUCAGCAGCAGAGAAAGCGAAAAAUAAGGAAAUGUUGAAGCAGAUCAUCCCCACAGCUGAAGAGUUAAAGAAAAAAUUAUUGGAGCAGUAUAAACAGGACGCGGCUGUAGCAAUUGAAAGACUGAAACAACAACAAAAACAGGAAGAAGAAGAGAGACUUCGAGCGAGUGAAUUGAAAGAUAAAACUCCGAAUUUCCGAUCUGCAACUCCUAGUAGUGAUUACGAUUGUUUCGAUCCAGCUCCAUUCAGUAAAUUAGAUGACUCGAAUUUUCCGGUCUUCGAUCGAUCUUUGAAACCAACGUCCUUCCCUACUCUCAAGUUUGGUUUGAGGCAGAUGACCAUGCCUUCUAAGAUGAUGACUGAGUUUUUAAAAUUAUCCCAUCCGAAUACCAUCAAUAACAAGGAGACAUGCGGAAUUUUGGCUGGUAGUUUAGUCAGAAAUCAACUAUUUGUUACUCAUUUACUCAUUCCACAACAAAUGGGAUCUUCAGACUCGUGCGUUACUCAUAAUGAAGAAGAUAUUUUUGAUUACCAAGAUCAACAUAGUCUUAUUACUUUGGGAUGGAUACAUACCCAUCCUACCCAGACAGCAUUUCUCUCCAGCGUGGAUCUCCACACACACUGUGCCUAUCAGCUCAUGAUGGCUGAAGCAAUUGCAGUUGUUUGUGCACCAAAAUACGAAGAGACGGGCUUCUUUAUGCUAACUCCUGAGCAUGGAUUGAAUUUCAUAGCUCGUUGUAGAGCUACUGGAUUCCAUCCACAUCCUAAUGAAAAAUCUCUUUAUACGCAUGCAGAUCACUGCAAACUCGAUGCAACGGCAAAUGUGACUGUCGUUGACCUGCGAAAGACGUCUUGAGAAAAAAAGAAAUUUGAGUUAUGUAAUAAUAUAAAAAUCAUCAAAUGUGUAACGUAUCCACUGCUUCAUGAGUCAAUUAAUAUUUACUAGAUUCUUUCAUUCAUUUAUGAAUGGUAGAAAAAUUUAUUCGCUGAAAAUGGUUCUUAUAUUUUCAAAUCAUUGUGCUUCAUUGAAGACAUGAGUUAAUCUCUGUAUAUAAAAUUUAUAAUGAUCUUGAAGAAUCAGAAAAAAGUUAUAUAAAUUGGAAAUAAAUUCCUUCUAUCAUCUAGUCACUGA